CAAAAAACCAACAACUCGCAAGGAAAAGAACAAGAAAAACAAUCAACAAUUCUAGAUAACGCCCACAUCCAUAACCCAUUUUCGCCCAUUCAGAAACCCCAAUAAUGUAUAACAACCAUAGAAAACACCCGUCCCCGCCCAAGAAAAUCGUGCCCACGGGCCUGCAGGUGGCACUUCUUUCAUCACGUGUCGUCAGCGACCUCAUCAAGCCCGGUGGAGGAGGUUCUAAUCCCAAUUUCCAGCAUCAAGAAAACGUCCAGUCAACCACACAGCCAUACCACACCCAAAUUCGAGUACCACCACACUCCUCUCCCCAUUCAAAUCCCAAAACUUCUCUCCACAUUCUUAAUCCUCAACUCAUGUUCGGCAAUACUCUCCCUCCUCACGACACCCAUCCUCGGCUGCGGGCGCUCCACCGUCGGGGUCCCAACCGCCGAACCCCUCCCAUCCAUGGAUUCCACCCUUCCCCUCAAAUUCUUAACCUCCCUCUUCAGCUCCUCAAUCUUCUCGCGGAACCGCUCCUUCUGCGCCUGCAUCCGGGCCUCUUGCGACUUGACGCCCGCCUUGAAUCCCUGAUCGUAGUCGGGGGUCGUCUUGGUGGGUGUUGGCUCGGUGGUUGCGCGAGCGGGGGGUGCCGUGGGGGCUUGGGAGGAUGCUGUGGUGGACAUGUUUGUAGUGGGUGAUUGAUUAACUUGUGAGUUUUGCAGUUGUGAUGGUGUAAGAUUUUUGAUUGGGUCAAUGAGGUGCUUUUUUGUAGAGGUUUGGGAUGGGAGGAACGAUUGUUACCUAUUUGUAUGCUCUGUACUCCAGACAAGGCGCGCGGGGUGGAUGGUCUUGGCUACUCGCGUGACCUCCCGUCACCUUCAUUUUUGUGAAUCAGGUGAUUGAUUGACCGAGCUGGCGCCUGAGCACAUCCUUGAAUUACUGCCAUGGAAAUGCUGGAGGGGAAAUUCUGACGUGAGGAAUAUUUCCAUUGUUUUAAGCCGCCAUUUAUCAAUUUGUUUACGUGAAUGUCAGCUGAGAUGUUGGGUGGCGAGGACCUUGGCAAUGUCACUUUUGGUAUAUGGGAGCAACCUUAACUUAUUUUCGUGAGUCUCAAAUCAUACUGUAAAUAGAACAGUUGCCCUCCAGAUGGAAGAAAUGCGGAUUUGGAAAAAAACCGUGAGAGUUUGGAAGCUUGUUUUCAUUUGAGCAUCUCCUACAGGAAUUCGGUUGUAAAUAACUCUCGCCUGUCUAGGUAGGUAUGAAACUCAUCUACUGACACAUGAAUAUCUACUUGUUUGAAUGACUUGAUCCCCCGCCCUGAAAAUCCUCGCUCUACUUUCAGGUACCGGAGUAAAGUUCUUGCGAUUGUUACACAAAUUUGGUUCUAGAAGUGCUCAGGUAUUACACAAUACAUCAUAGCUGUAUCCAUACGUCAUACUAAUUGACCCGCCAAGCUCUCAUAUAUGGAUGACUUGUUGAUUUCCACCACCAGCUCUCUUCAAACCAACCCAGUUGAAUACAACAACAUUUGAAUCAAGUAAGUCCUUACUUUAUACCCUGCAUCACGAACUGGAUUCACAACAAGCUAUUCAUCUAUCAUGCAAAAUAAACUUCGCUCGCCCUUCACUGCAACACUUCGUUGCACACGCACCCAGAUAUUCAGCCGUCCACUAACAACAAUACCACUUCUUAGAAUUUCAACCAGAAAUACCAAAUCAAAACCCAUCCAACUAAACCAAACAACCUCAUUGAAAAUGUCGUCCACCGCAGACAAUGGCAAACCCCUCGACCCCUACAAGUCCAAGAACCUCGACCAGGAGCCAGGUAUCAAGGAGAAGAUCGAAGAUCUUUGCACCUUCAUCGAGAAAUCCAAAUUCGGAAUGAUGACGACGCGAGAUGCAGAGUCAGGAAAGUUGGUUUCUAGAUGCAUGGCAUUGGCCGAGACGGUACAUUUCUUCUCCCUUCCCCUUCUCCCAUUCCCGACAUUCUCAUACAUUUCAAAAUAACAACCAGCUAAACCAACCCAGGACCGCGAAUCCCUCAAACUCCUCUUCCACACCAACGCCGAAUCUCACAAAGCCGCCGAAAUCGAGACCAACCCCCAGAUCAACAUCUCCUUCCUCAAUUCCUCGGGAGAAUGGGCAUCUCUCUCUGGUGUCUCCAAGGUCAUCACCGAUACGGAGUUCGUCAAGAAGCACUACUCCUCCGCGCUGAAAGCAUGGGUUGGCGAUCUUGGUGAUGGCGUGCACACCGGCGGACCUGAAGACCCACGAAUUGGCAUCAUUGAGGUGACGGUUCGGAGCAUUACCUAUGCGUUGGCGAAGGGAACGGCGGUCUCGAGGAUGGUGGAGGUUGGUAAGGGAAUGGUUACGGGGAAUGUGGCGGAUGUUAAUAAGUUGAGGGAGAUUGGGGAGGGGGAGAUUGAGACGUGGAGGAGUUCUCAUAAGAUGGUUGCGUAG
Hymenoscyphus albidus is the source of this 2444-nucleotide messenger RNA. The record is from the annotation of a GenBank genome assembly. Lineage: Eukaryota; Fungi; Ascomycota; Leotiomycetes; Helotiales; Helotiaceae.